AUGCCAAAGUGGGACGACGCCGCCGACCGGCAGAUGCUCCUCAGCAUCAUCAACCUCGCCGCACCCAAGAUCGAAUGGGAGCAGCUGCGCGCCAGCAUGGGUGAGGAGUACACCCUCGAGUCGCUCAAGUACACCACACCCCAUUCCGACAUCUUCUCCAAAUUCUCCCCACUGACUUCUUUUCCCCCGCAGGCAGCGUUAUAGGAAACUGCGUAACCUCGCCAAAGGAAACCCAGCAGGGGCCACCGCGCCCGCUACGCCGUCGUCGGAGAGGGAGAAGGAGAAGACGACUCCGGCCAAAAAGGGCACGGCGAAGAAGGUUACUGGCAAGCGUAAGGCUGUCGAAGAGGAGGGGGAGGAGCAGGAUGAUGAUGAUGAGGAGACUGCCGCUGCUGCUGCUAGCACGAGGAGGAAGGUGAAGAAGGAGAAGUUGGAGGAGGAGGAGGAGGAGGAGGAGGAGGAGGAGGAGGAGGAGGAGGAGGAGGAGGAGGAGGAGAGUGAGGAUGAGGAUGAGAAUGAAUUUUUGGCUUAGGCUGGCAUCUUCCUCCGACAACUUCGCGCCUCGAGGGCCUGAUGAUGCGCCGGGCGGAGGGACACCAUAACCAGAGAGAGACCCACUCGGGGCAAGAGCGGUUGCCUGGGUCGAUACUGCUGCGGCUGACCCGCUGGGACUGCAUGUGA
Lecanosticta acicola is the source of this 681-nucleotide messenger RNA. Lineage: Eukaryota; Fungi; Ascomycota; Dothideomycetes; Mycosphaerellales; Mycosphaerellaceae. The record is from the annotation of a GenBank genome assembly.